AUGAAUAGCCCAGGUGAAGUUGCCAAAGCUGUCGAACACGCUCUCAAGUCCGGUUACAGACAUCUUGAUUGCGCUUGGGCUUACGGAAACGAAGCUGAAGUUGGACAAGGUAUCAAAGCCUCUGGUGUACCAAGAGAAGAAAUUUUUGUCACUUCAAAGCUUUUCGAACUUCACCAUCACCCCGAGCACGUCCCUUUGGCUAUCAAGGACACCUUGAAAAACUUGGGUCUCGAAUACCUCGAUUUGUACCUUCUCCACUGGAACAUCAACCUCGAAGUUGACGCUCCUGCUGGAACCCUUCCUCAAAACGAACACCGAGUCAAGGGGUCUUCAGGUAAAUUCAAGCUUGAUGUAGCUCUUUCCGAUGAUGUUACCCCAACCUGGAGAGAGAUGGAAAAGCUCGUUGACCAAGGUCUCGUCAAGUCAAUCGGUAUCUCCAACUUCAACAUCAACCGAACCAAGAAACUCCUCAAGGUCGCUCGAAUCAAGCCUGUCGCUGACCAAGUUGAACUUUCCAUCCAAUGUCCUCAACCUGAGCUCGUAGCUUGGUUGAAGAAGAACGAUAUCUUACCUCAAGGUUACUCCCCUCUCGGUGGUACCGGUAAGACCAACCUCAGAGACAACGAGAUUGUCAAGAAGAUCGCCGAUCAACACGGUGUACAAACCGCCAAUAUCCUCUUGUCAUGGUUGGUCGCCAGAGGUGUUAACCCAGUUCCUAAGUCGGUCACCCCUGAGAGAAUUGAAAACAACUUGAAACUCGUCGACCUUACCAAGGAACAAUUCGAUGAACUCGAGUCCCUCUCUCAAUCUCACCCUCCCAACAGAGUUUGUGACCAAAGUGACUCUUUCGAACCCGUUUACGAUAUCUACCAAGAGAAUGACCCCGAGUUCUCCGACAAGGUUCAAUUCGCCAAGGAGCAAUAA
Messenger RNA from Kwoniella botswanensis, 924 nucleotides. RefSeq lists its product as uncharacterized. The transcript has 7 exons. Gene Ontology annotation, molecular function: aldose reductase (NADPH) activity. NCBI's taxonomy places the organism in Eukaryota, Fungi, Basidiomycota, Tremellomycetes, Tremellales, Cryptococcaceae. Bases 1 to 924 code for a protein of 307 amino acids. Gene Ontology annotation, cellular component: cytosol. The record is from RefSeq and is a predicted model, not a curated record.